Messenger RNA from Phasianus colchicus (ring-necked pheasant), 5910 nucleotides. RefSeq names its product regulator of G protein signaling 18 (gene RGS18). NCBI's taxonomy places the organism in Eukaryota, Metazoa, Chordata, Aves, Galliformes, Phasianidae. The record is from RefSeq and is a predicted model, not a curated record.
GCUAACUCUGUGUUCAGCAUAUGGCAUCUGACUGCAGAAGGCAAUUUAAGGUCAGCUGGAAGUUCUUCUAGGAGCAUAAGGGUAACGUUACCCAUUUUGUACUACAAGUGAUUCUCGUUAAAGUUCAUUUUAGAGGAGCUAUACGCACUUCUCACACGUUUCUGGGAGAAGAUGGUGGCAUCAUCCUAAUUAUUCUAGGCCGUGGAGUUCCACAAGCACAGAACCAGGAGUCGCUCUGCUGAAAGCUGCAUUUGUCCGUAUGAGCAACGGCCAUUUUGCAGAGUUGUAAUCUCACUUCCUUAAAUGACGACUGUAAAAGCAGAACUCUACUUCUGUCCUGUGUGCCUGCAGCUGCACCGACAGCUAAGGUGGCAACCCUCCUCCUUCCCACAACCUGCUCCGAAAACUGUUCUACAGCCAAUUGGGGGAAUCCAGCCCGAGACACGCCUUGCUGAAUGCACCACGUAUAGAGAUGAAACCGCUGUAAGGAACUCAGAGAAGCGUUCUGUAAAACUGGGAAGCUUUUUUAGAAGAUGGAGAACCCACUUCUUUUGUUCCCUCAACUGAACAUUUCUGCUUCGAAGGAGAAAUCCUAUUACAAAGUCAUGAAAUCAACAGUUAAAGAAGAGCCAAAUAAAGCAAGCAAGCCCGGAGCAAAGCAGAAGAGAAACAGGCUGAGCCUUCUCCUGCAGAAAUCUGAAUUACACGAAGCUGAACAUCUUGGUAAACCGACAAACUUGACAAAAGCAUCAAGCAGUGUGUCUCCUGAAGAAGCAAUGAAAUGGGGAGAAUCCUUUGACAAACUGCUUUCCCAGAAAGAUGGAUUGGAUGCCUUCACAAGAUUUCUGAAAACGGAGUUCAGUGAGGAGAACAUUGAGUUCUGGAUAGCUUGUGAGGAUUACAAGAAAAGCAAAACUACAGACGAACUUUUCCCAAAAGCUAAGACCAUUUAUGAAACAUUCAUACGGAAAGAUGCUCCAAAAGAGGUGAAUUUGGACUUUAAAACCAAAGAAGUUACAAGUCAGAAUAUUGAACAGCCCGUCAUUACCACCUUUGAUGCAGCACAAAACACAGUCUACAGGCUGAUGGAGCAAGACAGCUAUCCACGCUUCCUAAGAUCUGAUCUUUAUUUGAAUUUGGUUAAGGGGAGAAAUCCUGGUCGUCCCACUCUUAGGAGACGAUCACAGUCCUUUACUGUCAAUGAUUUCCAGGGUGUGCGACCAGACUUUACCAUCUGGCAAUAGGGAACUCAGCUCUCAUGAAUUCUAGCUACUGCAAGCAAAUUGUACAUGUGUUAUAAAUUACAAAUCCUUAGGCGGUGUAAAUAAGUGGCAAGCAAAGUUGCAUGCAUUCAUACCAGGUCAUAGCUUUGUUGCUAGUGUGUAAUCCCUUUACUGUAGACAACCAGGCAACUUAUUCCUGAGACAUGCCAUGUGAAGCUUUUGUACAGUAUUUUUUUUUUAAACUCAAGCAGGAGCUGUUAUCAUAUUAGAAAGAAGAAUCUGAGUUUCUGACGUAAAAAUGUUGUCUAAAACGCUAUUUGAUUACACCCAUCAUGUAUUUUGAGCCUGUAUUGUAAGACAGUUUCGUCACAGUUUGAAUCUAUAUAGCUAACCUUUGCACAUGAUUUUGUUUUUUGCAGUAUUUCCUACACUAAGCAUAGAAUAUUUGUAGUAUUUUCUCAUACUGCAAAACACAUGGGAACAUUAGUUAGGUGAAAUGUAAAAAUUAUAUGGAUUUUAACUACAGCUACUGCAUAAUUAAAAUUUAGCUAUUGCAUAUUUCAAGAGGAUGAUAAUAAUGUCUAUUUAAUUUUUUUUAUAGGGAUAUAUUAUAUACUCUUUUCUUAUUAUGUACAUCUUUUCUUUAUAUUUAAACUAUGCUGUAUAAACUAGCGUUGCUAUCAAAUAUUUGUAUUCUCUCUCUCUCUUUUUUUUUUCCCCCAACCAAAUGAGUCAAUGGCCAAGAAUGCCCUUUUAACACAACACGUGUCAUUAAACAUCUGGUCAUGUGGAUGCAUAUGUCUGUCUAGAAGGAAGCGUCCUUUUCUCCCCAUGCUAAGCUAGGUAUGAAGCCAGUUAAACAACACAACCAACCAUUGCUCUCAGUACAUAAUUCUGUGCCCUAAAGCUGACUAUCCAUACUGCACACAAAUGCUCCUUUCUGUGCUCACCUCCAUAACUGGCAUCCUCUCAAAUCAUAGAACGGCCUGGGUUGAAAAGGACCACAAUGAUCACCUAGUUUCAACCCCCACGCUGUGUGCAGGGUUACCAGCCACUAGACCAGGCUGCCCACAGUCACAUCCAGCUCUCAAAUGCCAUACUUGAUAGUUCACUUGAGAGAUAACAGUGGGUCAGAUACAACACAGGCAUAAAACCUGUAUGUUUGCAGCCGGAUUCUCAACUGGUGAUCACGUUACUUCAUACCUUCACAGAAUCUAAUGUUUGCUCUUGCUGUGGAUGAAACAAAUGUAAAAGAAUACACGCAUUUACUACUGUUCCAAAACCCAGAGAAAUGACGAAUACAGUGCUUUGAGUAAGACAUUUCCUCCUUAGCAAAAAACCCAAGCAGUUACUCAAAACUGUCUGCAGUGAUAAAUAAAAGUCAGCAGGCGCCUUUGUUUCCUUUCACAGGAACAUGGAAAAUGUUGCUUAUCGCCAGGGAGGCCUUCCUCACAGCCAUCAUUCUGUAGUACUGACAGUGCUAGUCCCUUGCAUGAGUUUUGCAAUUACAACAAACAAAUAAGCUAUUCUUGGUAAGCUACUUAUGCAUGUAUGUUUUUCAGAGAUAAUUAUGAACCAUGAUUUACAGCAGACUGAGGCCAUGGGAACUACUAUAAGAAGAAAGUCGAGAUAAAUUCAGAGAAAGGAAGACAAAGGGCAGAAAGAUAAACCAAAAGGACAAAUUAUCUGCUUUCUAGAGGAGACUCUUUUCUUGUGGCAGAAAAACGAGUGCUGGAAGAUGAACUAAACAGGUUGAGUAGAAGUCCGUGACACUUCUCCAUGCUUCAGAGAGACAGGAUUGAUCAGAUUGAAGGCUAGCUCUGCAGGGAUGUAUUUAUAGCAUGGGCAGUGCCAGAAAUCAUGGCUGGGCUUCUCUAGGUUUGGCAGAAUCAAUGUCGCAGUUAAAUAAAUCCUCUUGUUUAGCUGGCUUGAUGUGAGUAACACAUACAAAGCCUACUGGGUAUAUAUUUUUAUUGGGAAGUACAUUAUGUAGCAGCUUUUUGGAUUCGUGUGUGUUGUUCAGUGUUCAGUAAGAGCUCUCAAAAUACCUCUUAACAACACUUCACCCUAAAUAAACACUUCACUUUAUUCCUUACAUAUGUGAAGUCUCCAGCUUCAAUGUAUGAGGGAAAUAAUCUACAGAAUUCUGUAGCACAGAUGUUUGUUGCCUGUUUAUUUUCUUUUACCUAGCUCUGAUUAGAUGCAUUGAAUUAACUGAAUUAUUAUCUGCUGUUGUUAGCUUGAAGGAGAUCAAAAUACACAUCUUCACAUCUUUUCUUUGGCUUUUGGGAUUUGAUAUUGUGCAAAUGACAACUUAAUUAAUAUUUGUACUGACAAGAAACAAGAGGACUGAGUUCUAACAUCAUGAAUCUCAAAGGAAAAGAAAGGUUUCCUUCUACCACAACUGUAGGCAAUUGAUAAUGUGGCUCUUAGAAGCUGUGGUGUAUAGAGGCAAGUAAGUGACUCACAAAUGACAGGUUGUUUUUUCUCUCCCUUCUUUUUGUCCCCAGCUGCUCAGCUGCCUUAAUUAACUUUGAAUACAGCUCCCUCUCCCUUCCAAAUUAUUUUCCAUGCGUAACACUGAAAGGAUCCAACUGAAAAAAAAAAUGCAUAAAAUCAUCUUCUUUUCAGUGCAUUAUAUGCUUUAUAUGCUCAUGCAUGAACACCUUGCUCAGAUACCUGUGCUAGACCCCCCUCUGUUUUUUUGCAUUACAGUCAAAUGUCUCAAUCAAAUGACCAUUGAGCUCCUGUGUGGCUGUAUGCCAAAGAUAUAAAUAUCAGCCCUCUAUACAACAUUCAGCUUGCCUAUAUUUCUUCUUUUCUCCUGCUGUCUUGUUGCCAUCUUCUUUUUUUUUCUUUUUUUUUUAACACCAGCCAGUGAUAACUGAGCUGUGAGGGUGCCUGUUUUUACUUUAAAGCUUUUAUCUCUGCUUUCCUAAACAACCUGUGUUGGCGUAAACAUCUCAGAUGUCAACUCACAAGAGAAGGAGUUGUUAUGAUUCAGACUUUAUCUUUGACUUCAUUAGAAAACUUAGUUAAAAUUAAGUAGCGUGAAAAACAACCCUGUAGAAGUCAAUACCUAGUUUUCAAACAGAACAGAAGGUUAAGCUGAAAGCUAACAUAACUACAGUUCCUAAGCAGCUGUUUCUUCACUGUGCUAUUUUCUUGUAUUUUAGAAACUUGUUUCUUCACAAUCAAAAACAUUGGUGUAUUGGUUUUCCCUUUCAUCCAUUACCUAUCCCAGCCUGGUUUGGGACACACUGCCAGCAAGGCACAACUCAAAAGACAACUGAUACAGGGAAUUAUGGCUCAGGAGCUCUCUAUGACAUGCCUACUUUUCAUAUAUUACCUCCAAGUGCAAGGUUCUGAUACCACCCUGUAAGUUUGCACCAUACAGGCUUCUUGUGCAAAUAGGAAUUUUUGUUAAUCUGCUGCUAUAAAAACAGCAGUUUGUUCAUCCAGGACAAGAUCUGGGACAAACAAUCUGCUGACUAGUACUAAUUUAAACUCAUCAAGCUUCCAUAGUUUUCUUCUGAGAAUUACUUCCAGUUCUCCUUUAGUCAACAUUUGUGUUUGUAUAGCACUUAGAAAUCAUGUGCAUAAGGAGCACAACACGAUGUAAAACAUUUUGACAGAUUGUUCUGGAAAUCAAAUCUUUUACCUGAAGGGACACAUUGCUUGGGUGGAAAAUAACAGCUAAUUUCUUUAUGCAGAGUAUCUCUGUGGUAUACUGAAGAUACACAAAGUUAUUCACAUGGAAAAAAAAAAAUAAAUGCAUUUGUAAGCUGCCCAUGCCAUAUUAUUGGAAGGUGGAAGAUGGGCAUUUGCAUAGUGCUGUGAUUAAAAUGUAUUUGCAUCUGCUAUGACAGGUGGUUCCAUUUCACUAGGAUGCCAGCAGUGCCUAGGUCAUCUUCCAACUUAAGAAAGGUGGUAAAUCUACAUUUACUUGUAUUGCUUGGAUCAAGAGAACCUUCAUUUUCCUCCUGAGGUUAUGCUAUAUGGAGUGAUCCAACAAGCCUGGCUGUGGAAUGGAUUCAACAAAGGCCAAGUGCUGAAGGGCAUUAAGGUAUUGAACCUGACAGCAACACACUAAAACUUUUGUGGGAGAGUGGGGCAUUUUCUCACAUUGCACUAAGGUGAGUACAAGGCAACUCUUUUAGGAAUAUAUAAAAAAUGCAAGUGAUUUCUUAGGUUAAUACACCAAUAGCGCAAGCUGAAGAGUUGCUUUACACUGCCUGUUGAGAUAGUAGCAUCUAGCUCAGGUGUGGUUAAGCAGAACACAAGAUGAUAGGCUUAAUUGCUCCAAUCAGCCAAUACCUUUUCAUAAAGGAUGUUGGUCCUUAUCAAGUAAUAGGGGUGAAGGACGAAAUGUGCAACCAACAGAUCCACAUUCCCUUUCCUACAGUUCUAGCUCUGUUACCAUCCGCCAAAGGCAGCACAUUCAUAAAUCCAUUGCAGGUCAAUAGAGAGCUUGUUUGUUUGAUGCAGUGUGUUAUGAAUAACCAACACAUUUGCACAAGUAGCUGAUGGAUGCGUUGUAAUACCGAGACAAUUUUUCUCCUUAUGAAAUUUCAGUAAAAUAUUGGUCUUGUCUGGCACUAUUUUAUAGUUCAUGGUAUAUAUUCUGUGCAAAUUAGACCAAAUAACUAAUGGCAGAGAAUAAAGAUGGUAGUUCUUAUUUUGUCAU